AUGGCUAACACGCCUCUCAAGGAUCCAAGCCUUAAGAGAUGUUUUGGCAAAAACGCAAAGAUUAUAGAUUGCGACUGGUCAUAUAUAUCUACCCUUCGCACUGUCCAGGCCCCCCACGAACCUAUGCCUCGCCUUGCCGAUCUAUUAGAAUACCUCACUACACCUGGGUUAGAAGAUAUAUGGAUAUUGUUAGAUAUCAAGGAGAUAAUUCGAGCUAACGAGAGUAAAAAGCUGGAUAAUGAUGCAGACCAAUUGAUGAGUUUAAUCGCUUCAUCGAUUAGAGAGGUGAAGCCAACAAGACCUUGGAAUCAGAGAGUUCUACUAGGCUGCUGGGCAAUUCUAGUCGGACCUGGUGGUUCUAAAUUUAUGGCCGAUGCCAAAGCUGCAAAACGAUCCAUGUUAGCGUGGACUGUUAAUGAAGAGCAAUGGAUGAGAUGGUGUAUCAAAAAUAAGAUAGACGGGGUUAUCUCUGAUGACCCCAAGAAGUAUCUGGAAGUGUGUGAGAAAUACGAUUCUGCAAAUUCGAAGGAGCCUGGAUUCGGGCUCAAAGAUUGGGCAUUGAUUAUAUGGUUUAAUUUAUUGGCCAUGCUAUUUUCAAGGCUAUUCAGGUACAGGUAUGGCUUUAAAAUAGACAAGAAAAGGGUUAAAGAAGGCUACGAGACAUCGAAGCGCAAUGCGGAAUUGUCUUCGUGA
Molecule: messenger RNA, 693 nt
Organism: Botrytis byssoidea
Lineage: Eukaryota; Fungi; Ascomycota; Leotiomycetes; Helotiales; Sclerotiniaceae
Exons: 3
Coding region: 1-693 (230 amino acids)
Biological process (GO): lipid metabolic process
Molecular function (GO): phosphoric diester hydrolase activity
Source: RefSeq, a predicted model, not a curated record